Molecule: messenger RNA, 2488 nt
Organism: Trichobilharzia regenti
Lineage: Eukaryota; Metazoa; Platyhelminthes; Trematoda; Strigeidida; Schistosomatidae
Source: the annotation of a GenBank genome assembly
GUUCACAUUAAGUGCAUGAAGUGGUACCACUGGCGUGUGCUACUCAUAAGAUUUAUCAGUAGUAUACAUAAAUAAAGAUGAAUAUGAAGAGUUGGUCGUUGGCAUAAAACAUCAAUUAGCAGGGGGAUAGAUUGAUUGGCUGUCAACCCAAGAAAGCAAAUGAUGAAUGAUGCAGUGUUGCUUGCGGAGAUACAUGGGAAACGUGAAAGGAACACAAAAAUAACGUAACAUAAGGGCCAGAAGUAGCGGACACAACACGGAAGAUCUGUGCAAAAGGUGAUUUGUGAAGAUAAGGUGUACGUAAUUCCCCCAUAUAGAUAAAGAUUCCGUAUUCCAAAUAAAUAUUCCUUUACUAAGUGUCUUAUCUUCUGCCGUUACAGUACCUCUGCGUAUUAACACUUUAUACAAGACACCGAACUGAUUUCUUCUGGGUCUUGUGUAGAUAUGCUGUAUUGGUUCAGGCAUAAUUAAACAUUUGGUCGAUUCACUGACGGGUGGAUAGGUAGACGAAAAGGUUUGGCAAAAAUCGGUGAAGGGUGCUUUGGGGAAGUAUUCCGAUGUUGGGCCGGGAAGCGCCGAACGAAGCGCGUCGUCUUGAAGUUUAUUCCAGUAGAGGGGCAUAUUAAUUUUAAUGGUGAAUCUCAAAAGACUUUUGAUGAAGUUCUCUCUGAAGUAAUUGUAGCUAAAGAACUAACAGCUCUUGGUAUGGGCUUAACAAAUUGUACUUCUGGUUUUGUAGAGUUGAUAAAAGUUCACCUUCUCCAAGGGGCAUUCCCUUCAUGUAUGAAGAAAUUGUGGGAGGCAUAUGAUAGAGUGAAGGGUUCUGAAAAUGAUCAUCCAAACAUCUUUCCUGAUGACCAAUUAUGGGUGGUUUUAGAAUCUGCAUUUUGUGGUGUACCGCUUGGGGAUAAUAUUCCUUCUUGUCCUUGUGCAAGACUUUCGCUUCUCCUGCAAGUCGGAUUUUCCCUUGCAGUAGCUGAGCAGGAAAUGAAUUUCGAACACAGAGAUCUUCACUUGGGGAAUGUCUUGGUCAAGGAAAGUCCUGUGUCUCGUGCUAGGAAUCCUUCUUUAUCCUCUAAAACAUCAUCAUCUUCUUCUUACCCUUUUCCAUCCGGCUCCGUCUCGUCAUCGUCCACAUCUCCAAAAAGUUACUGUAAGUAUUGUUUUCAUUUGGAAGGGGUGGAGGAAGAAUCUAAUAAAGAAAAUAAAGAACAUUUCAUUAUUGAAAAAGUCAACAAUUACGAAUAUGUGGAAUUUCGUCUGAAUAAUCAGAUGAUCAGAGUUCCCAAAUGUGGUGUCACGGCUUAUCUUAUAGACUUUACUUUGUCCCGUUUAGAACAAGAUGGUGGUUUUGUCUAUGUUGACUUAAGUAGUGACACUACUUUGUUUCAGUCCAAAGGUGAUUAUCAAUUCGACAUAUAUCGUCGUAUGAAAUCACAUAAUCGGCAUCUGACCAAAUUGAUUUUGUAUCGGAUUGGUACAUAACUGAGGAAAUGUGUAUAUUGUCCUACAGACGUAGGUUUUCUAUAGACAUCUCUCCUGAGUGAAACAUCCUCUCUUCUGCUCAAUUGGACGUCAAAGAAGACUUUUGCCUGACAAGGUUUUUCUUUAACUGAUGUCAGCUAGCUUGUGAUUGUACUUGUAACCAGUCGGAUCCCCUGCAUACACUAACACUUGAUAAAAUCUUUCUCCUCUCCCAUAGAAAUGAUUGGAAGAAGUUUUCGCCGAAAACCAAUGUUAUGUGGUUUCACUUUUUGACGACAAAACUAUGCUGUGAUUCGCCCGAACUAGCCUCAUCAUCUGCUGCAUCCACCUGCAUCGAACGUCAUGCUAUUUGUUGUGAACAGCUGAAAGACUUAGAGUUGAGCACACGGAGAUUCAAAUACAAAUCCGCAUUCGACUUGGUGACAACACACAAAUUGUUUAAAAACUGUCGGUAUUUUUUCAGUGAUAAGUAACUUCUCCAAACGUGGUUGUGAAUGUGUGUGUGUGUGUUACCCUUUCACAUUUUGAAUUGUGCUCCUUCAUUUUUUUCCUUCAGUCUUUCAUUUGUCUUCCUGCCUUUUUUUUGUUUUCUGUGCCUUCUGAUUUUUUUGUACUUAAGUAACACUAUUACUUUUUUCUAUUGUUUUUAUUUUGUUGAUUGAGAUAGAAAUUAGAUAUAUGUAUAUAUUUUCUAGCAAAAAUGUCUGUUAGUUGAUGUUUAUUCGGUUGAAAUAUAGGCAUUUGUUGUGAAUUGUUGCUUGUGUUAUGUUAUAUAUAAUGCAUCCAACCUGUGUUUAAGAAGGCUAGUGGCGCGCAACUACACCACCAGUGUGAUUGAUUGACUGGAACUGUCAUCAGAUGGCUUGAAGCAUUGGAAGGAAGCUAAGAGUUACCGGAGUGUUUUUUUUCGUAUCAGUUUGGGACUUUUUGGCAAUACGCGCAUCCGUGUCCCCAAUCGGCGGUCGGAAUCAGGAUUUGUAGUUUAUAUGGGUGAUUCGUUGAC